GCUGUGGCGGGGCUUGCUGGGAUCAUGGCGGAGAAUCACUGCGAGCUGCUGCCGCCGGCCCCGGGCGGCCUCGGGGCGGGGCUGGGGGGCGGCCUGUGUCGCCGCUGCAGCUCGGGGCUCGGCGCCCUGGCCCAGCGCCCCGGUAGCGUGUCCAAAUGGGUCCGGCUCAACGUCGGCGGCACCUACUUCCUCACCACCCGGCAGACGCUGUGCCGGGACCCGAAAUCCUUCCUGUACCGCUUGUGCCAGGCCGACCCCGACCUGGACUCGGACAAGGAUGAAACAGGUGCCUAUCUAAUCGACAGAGACCCCACCUACUUCGGGCCCGUGCUGAACUACUUGAGACACGGGAAGCUGGUCAUCAACAAAGACCUCGCGGAGGAAGGAGUGUUGGAGGAAGCGGAAUUUUACAACAUCACCUCAUUAAUAAAACUGGUAAAGGACAAAAUUAGAGAACGAGACAGCAAAACGUCACAGGUGCCCGUGAAGCACGUGUACCGCGUGCUCCAGUGUCAGGAGGAGGAGCUCACACAGAUGGUGUCCACCAUGUCCGACGGCUGGAAGUUCGAGCAGCUCGUCAGCAUCGGCUCCUCCUACAACUACGGGAACGAAGACCAGGCGGAGUUCCUGUGUGUGGUUUCCAAGGAGCUGCACAACACCCCCUAUGGCACGGCCAGCGAGCCCAGCGAGAAAGCCAAGAUUUUGCAAGAACGGGGCUCAAGGAUGUGAGGGACACAGUAUUGACAGCUGAAGAAAUGAAUACUUUUUCCCAAGAUGCAAUGAACCGCCUUGUCCAGGAAGCUUGGCUGUGAGAAGAAACCUGCUUUUGAUCAUUUUCCUAGAGAUCUGGGUGUGAAUCCUUUUUUGCCUCUGAGGUGGGUGGUGAGAGACGGGCCCAGCUGUCCAGGGCCAGGCGUCCCACGGGGAGGAGGUGCCGUGGCCAGUGGGCGCUGUCUCUGGGGGGCCUCGUUCUGUUUUUUCCAAGUGCCACAUGGGACCGAGGUAGGAUGCUUCUUGUGAGCCGUGUGGUCACUGAAGACUGUUUAAAGGACAGCGUUCUUGGUGCUACAUGAACAGUCUGUAAAGGCAGCCUGGGCCUUCCUGGCAGGAGAGGCAGCAGCCGCGUCGAUGGCCGACACGUGGGGCCUCCGGUCUGGUCCUCAGCCAGAGAGUCUGUGCUGCCUCCCAGGUGUGCUCUUGUGACGGUUUCUCAGCCUGGGCAGCGGCUCCUGACAGCGGUGGCUUCUGUGUCGUCACUACUACCCGAGCGUUGCGGCCUCCUUCGGGAACAGGCUCCGAGCCCGCUCUGCUCAGCCGGAGUGGUCAAGGCUUCUCCAUUUGUAUUUUCCAGGCGAGAGAACUUUGUAUCCCUUUUUUCAAGCGUGGGUAGCCUCCCCAGUGUUUAUACUCUCCAGAAACGCCCACACGCGUUGCUCCGUGUGGACCAGCCUGUUAAACCCCCUAGCGGGAGGUGGCAGCAUUGCCUCGCCCUCCCACCCGUGGGCUCGUGGGGGAGCCGGCGCCCGUCAGUGCCUUGUAGCGCCUGGGACGGAGGUGGGGCUGGAGGCCUGUGCACCCGGCUUCUGGAGCCGCAGCUCUGGGCUGUGCUGACAAUUCGGGAUGUUUACAGCGCAUCACAGACGUCUCUCUCGCCAGCUCUCUCGUUUCCUUUGUAUAACUAUGCAGUCUUCUCUCUCUUUCUGGGAUGUUUGAGACUUUACACAACCUGCACGGGCUCCGCCACCUGACGUGACGUGGGAGCUGCUAGGACCCCUUUAGAAACUGCUGUCCGCAUGCUUGGAGCGCAGACCUCUCCGUUGGUCGUGGGGACUUGUCAGGCCAGGGACCUGCCUCGAAUGAGCAAGCUCUUUGCCUCCUGGACUCGGCCUCCCCAGGGAGCUGUGCACGCUGACCGCCGGGGCUGCCGCGUGUAGGUCAGAGGUCUGACAAUGUCUAGUGUCAAACGCUUCCGGAGACUUCCUGCCCAGGCCUCUUCCCCCCUCCUUUGCCAGUAACCUGCUUAACCAAGGUCUCCAGCAUCUAGGACUUACCUCCUCCUUUUGUAAGGUCUCUUGUCUGUUGUUAAAUGUUUGGCUUAAACAGUUCCUAACAGCCU
Propithecus coquereli (Coquerel's sifaka) is the source of this 2116-nucleotide messenger RNA. RefSeq names its product potassium channel tetramerization domain containing 5 (gene KCTD5). The coding region runs from base 25 to 729 and encodes 234 amino acids. Gene Ontology annotation, cellular component: cytoplasm; Cul3-RING ubiquitin ligase complex. The transcript is spliced from 6 exons. The record is from RefSeq and is a predicted model, not a curated record. Gene Ontology annotation, molecular function: cullin family protein binding. Lineage: Eukaryota; Metazoa; Chordata; Mammalia; Primates; Indriidae. Gene Ontology annotation, biological process: protein homooligomerization; proteasome-mediated ubiquitin-dependent protein catabolic process.